AUGAAAGCAUUGAUUGCUUUCUUGCCUUCAGUGUGGAAGUGUGAAUGUCGUGCACAAGGGAUCGAGAUGGGACGGGGAAGCUUCCAUUUCUGUUUUGGAGAGGAAUCGACCCUACAAUCGAUCCUUGAUAACCGGCCGUACCAUUUUGAUGGAUGGAUGAUUGCCAUUGAGCGUUGGGUCCCUACGGUGAGAAGUGAUUUUCCGAGUACGAUUCCUUUUUGGGUUAAGAUCAUGGAUCUCCCUGCUCAGUACCGGGAGGACGACCAAGUGGAGAGCAUAGGUAAAGACUUGGGUAUGGUCCGGAACUGGAAGAUUGUCGCACCAUAUCCUAUGGUCCGUGUGGAAGUUAGCUGCGAUGCUUCGCUUAUCCUGUACCGGGAAACACGAUCGGAUACUGGAGAAAUUUUUAGGAUAAAUUUUGAUUACCUGAAGCUGCAAAAUUACUGCAAGCGGUGCCUGCGUAUGUCGCAUGAAACGCGAGCUUGCUCCGACUGGAUUGAAAGACAGCCGAGCCGUCAGGUUCCCAAUGUCCGGCGACCGGAGGCUGACGACCGAAAGAGACAGAGAGGUCACAAGGCGGAGAUGGCUAGACCGAAAGCACCUCGAGAGGACCGCAGCAAGCGCGAUUGGGACAAGACGGCGGACAUGGCUUCAUCGUCCAAACCAAAGCUGAUUUGUUGGGAUCUAAUGACGGAAUUGGGUGAGGUUCGUGACCUCAAGGUGGAGAAAAAGGUUGACAAACCUUCAACACAAGAGUGGGUUCGAAAGUCUUUUGGUCGUGAUGCUACCAAGAGUGUGACGAUUGAUACACGACCGGAGACAUAA
Arabis nemorensis is the source of this 825-nucleotide messenger RNA. NCBI's taxonomy places the organism in Eukaryota, Viridiplantae, Streptophyta, Magnoliopsida, Brassicales, Brassicaceae. The record is from the annotation of a GenBank genome assembly.